Dacryopinax primogenitus is the source of this 1218-nucleotide messenger RNA. RefSeq names its product FAD/NADP-binding domain-containing protein. The transcript has 3 exons. Gene Ontology annotation, molecular function: FAD binding; monooxygenase activity. NCBI's taxonomy places the organism in Eukaryota, Fungi, Basidiomycota, Dacrymycetes, Dacrymycetales, Dacrymycetaceae. Bases 1 to 1218 code for a protein of 405 amino acids. The record is from RefSeq and is a predicted model, not a curated record.
AUGAAGAUCAUCAUAGCAGGAAGCGGUGUGGAAGGCCCUGUUCUUGGUAUGCUGCUCAAACAGGAAGGAUUCGAUCCUGUGAUCUAUGAACGAGCGGAUCGCGUUGGAGGAGGUAUUGCGGUGGUACCCGCUCCCCAGACUUUCCGAGUCUUCCAGAUCCUAGGCCUUGCAGAAGAGCUGCUCUCAAUUGGGGCUCCUUGCGACACCAUUCUCUCGUAUUCCGUUCUUACUGCUCCACCCACCGAGCUUCUGCGUACCGAUGCGCCCAAACAAGUCCGCUCAUCCGAGGGCUGGCCCAUCAUGGGUAUCGCACGCGAUACCUUCGUCAAGUGGAUCGUUGCAAAGGCACAAGAGCGGGGGGUAGAGAUACAUUUGCGGAAAGGUGUGAAGGAUGUGCGUGAGGUAGGGGAUAAAGUCGUGGUUGGGCUCAAUGAUGGGACGGAAGAUGAGGCAGAUCUUGUGAUUGGCGCAGAUGGGCUGCAUUCGAGAGUCAGAGAGGUGCUCUUCGGGAAAGACCAAGCCGAUUUCUGCAAGUUGAUCGAGAUAGGCGGACAUGCGAAGACGCCGGAUUCACUUCUCCAAUACAAGUCGACCAUCCUCCACUGGUACGGCUCCGGCAUCCACCUCGUCUCAUUCCCCAUUAACCCCAUCGGCACCGAGCGCAUGUGGGUCUGCACACUUGCCGAAGAGACAGAAGCGCACGAGACCUGGCGUGCUCUCACGCGCGAAGAGCUACACGUUAUCAUGAAGUCUCUUCCCGUCUUCACCGAUGAACAUUGGGCUGGAGGGCCCAGGGAUCUUAUCACGAACCACUCGCACUUUGUCAAGUAUGGGUUGUAUGACCGCCCGCCUCUCGAUAGCUGGCAUAUGAGCCGCAUCGUGCUUGCAGGAGACGCUGCACACCCCACCAGCCCACAUCUGGGGCAGGGGACCAACCAGGCCAUGGAGGAUGCGUACCAUCUCGUGCGCGUGCUAUGCGAGUAUAAGGAUGGCAAGAAGACGCUGGACGAGGCUCUGAAGGAAUACGAGCAGAUCAGGCUGCCCAGGGUGAGCGCGCUUGUUGCACAGGCCAGGAAGGAGGGCGAGCUGAGAGUGGUAGUGGGAGAAGAGGCAUCCAAGAAAAGGGAUGAGGAGUUGAAGAAGGGCUUUGAUCGUGAGGCGUUGCGCUUGUACCUCGAGGCGACGAAGGGACCGUACACGGGUGAGACCGCCACCUGA